Molecule: messenger RNA, 2404 nt
Organism: Labrus mixtus (cuckoo wrasse)
Lineage: Eukaryota; Metazoa; Chordata; Actinopteri; Labriformes; Labridae
Gene: rpp21
Product: ribonuclease P 21 subunit
Exons: 4
Coding region: 100-507 (135 amino acids)
Biological process (GO): tRNA processing
Cellular component (GO): nucleolar ribonuclease P complex
Source: RefSeq, a predicted model, not a curated record
CAUUAAAGUCAACCGUAGAAGAAGAAGAAGCACAUUUACAGUCUAUGGUAGGGACGAGUAAACGAGAGUGUUAAGGUGAAUUUUGGACGAUUUUGUGAAAUGGCAGGUAAUUUGAAAGACAGAGAAGCUUACGAAAGACUGAACUAUCUUUAUCAGGCGGCUCAUUGUGUUUUAUCCAAUAAUCCGGAAAAUGCGGAGCUGGCUCGUUUCUACUGUUUCACACAGAAGACCAUAACGAGACGUCUAGUCCUCAGACAAGACCCGUCAGUGAAGAGGACGUUAUGUAAGAACUGCAGCUCCCUGCUCAUCCCCGGAGUGACGGCGACAACAAGACAACGAAGGAAAAACAAAAAGACGAGUUUCACCGUCAUGAGGUGUCUCAACUGUGGGAAAAGCAAGAGGCUACUGAAUAAUCCAGAUUACAGCCUAUGGGUGGAUCGUCCUGAGGCCCAGCUGGAGAAUCCGAAACAGCCAGGUGACAAAUUUUACCUUCACAUUGUUACCUAGUGUCACAGAGGAUGGUAACUAUCAGUAGCCCUUUUCAGACUGCUUUUCCGCAAAAGCGCCACAACUAAACUCAGCCGUCAUUACGUCUUUGAACAUUUAUACUGAUCCCGCUGUGGCAUAGUACUGGUGUCCCAGUCUGUAAAUCACAUGUGUUACUGUGUUGUGGAAGCACAGCACAGUGGGAGCUCCACAUACACUACAAGACAUGCACACACUGCUGUUCUCCCACGCUGGCUUCACUGAGUUGUCUCGCCUCUGUUACUACCUCUUAAGACGGUACACAGGGUGGAUCACAUUGUCCCUCCAUUACGCCUCAACGAAAUUCAUAUGGAAAGCAAAGUGGCACUGGGAUGUAAAUAUUGCGCCUUGAAACGGCAAUCUAAAUAGGGCUUGUGAUUAUGUAAGCAUCCAUACAUUGGGUCCCACCGUGUGAAAGCCCCUUCUUCCAGUUCACAUUCACAACUGGCUGUUUCAUGAUAGAAUGUUCACACACAUCGCUAUGCAUGACACGUGUUACUGCAGGAUACCUGUAGAGGGCGCACCAGAGAGCUCAGGCUGAAUGCAUCUAACUUCGAGUGAAUCAACAGCUUGUUAAGCAAAUUUUUUUUGGUAGCCAUGGUUUUGUAGAAAAACUUCAUCUGAGUAGUUCAGAGUAAGAAUCAAAGAAUGUUUGCUUAAUUAUUCCAAAAAGUUGUUUCCACGCUCCAAACUCAAAGCAAGUACAAAGAGAGUCCCACUGAGGACAUGAUGACUUGAAGACAGCCGUUUGUACCGACUGUAAACUUUGAGUCUUUUUUCACCCACAGAUCCAGCCCCUCCUGUUACAAAGAAGCCCAGAAACCCAAAGCCUGGUAGGUGGGCAGCACAGCAGCAGCUCUCCUCCUCUGGAAAAUGUGCAGCUUUAAUGUCAUUCUUAAGUUGUUGAUCCAUGAACAGGUGUGAUAUUAUCAAUUAAGCACCGAAAGUUAUGAACUCUGGUAGAUUUAGUACGUAGGGGUGCACGAUGAUAUUAGCACAUCAACAUAUAUAUAUACUUUUUUAAACAUUAAAAUGAUCAGUCCUGAAUAAAUCUCUACGCUGACAUUACAGGCUGAUACUAUGACUCUCUAACACUCAAAUAGUUUGCUUUUAAAACGCAGAAUUAAAAUCUGUCAUAUUGACGUGUAAUCUGAGUUGAAGUAGUUUGAUAAUUUGACUGUUGAAUGUGAACAUUUUGAAAACAUUACAGACAAAUGCAAAAAGUAGAAAUGAUCGUUUGUUGAUUCCACACCAGAGCGACUCGAUGGUCUCUGCAAUCAUGGAGAAAUAUGAAAAUAUAUCGGUAUUGAAAUAAUCAGUCUGGAUACCAUGGCGACAGAAAUAGAAGUCUUUAGGCAAAAAAUAUUGAUAUUUGUGCAAUUUAGGCAACGGACUCUUUGGGUUGAAGAAUAUGACUGAAGUUUAUUUAAAACCUUCUGUACUUUUGGAUUAUUUAAAUCAUUAAAAUAACAGACUUAAUUUUUUAAAACAUGAAUUGACAACUUUAGUAAGUCUUGAUAUCAGUGAUGGUAAAAAAAUAUCCAGUUGAAUGUGUUCCUAUGAGUGAGAUUUUGGCCUCUGUGAGAUCAGUCUGUAUUUUUUUCUGCUCUUUUGUUUAUGAUGCUACCAGCAGGUGGUGUCCUAAACACAGUUUUGAAAGGAACAAGUGUCAGUGAAGGUGUUAAAAGAUUUUUUUUAAAUGGAAAUCACAACUAGGAAGGAAAAUAAAAAAUUAGUUUUAUUAUUUUUCAUCAUGAAUAUUUUACAUCUCUGUACAGGCAUGUACAUGUUUCUGUAGCUGAAUAUGUUGACUGUUAACCAUCUGUUUCUGGGUAUUUAAAAGGUUGAUUUAAAAAAUAAAAACUUGUCUUCUUUCACA